CCAAGACAUAGACUCAUCAAGGGGAGCUUGGCAGCAUCGGUAAACGACCCGUAGAAGCAGUAAACACAUUAAGUGGAUGUUGUAGGAGCGCUGCUCAGAGAGAUCGAUGUCGAGCCUGUCUUUUGAGUCCCUGUCUCUGGACGACAGUCCCUCUCCUGUCGAAAAUCCCGCACUGGAGGAGGGCUGGGACACAGACCUGGAGGUGAACGAAGUUAAGACGAGCAACCAGGACACGUCCACAGCUGAGAUAUACCUGCAGGCCUGCAAGCUGCUUGGGGUCGUUCCUGUGUCCUACUUCAUAAGGAACCUAGGCGCCCCCAUCAUGAACAUCAACCACCAUGGCCUUGGUCCUCAGGGAGGAAGGGCCCUGGCCAUAGCCCUCGUGACCGACAUGCAUAUUAACAACCUGGAACUUGAAGACAAUCACCUGCUUGCUGAAGGAGCUAGAUACAUGGUAGAGAUGUUAAAGGCAAAUUUCACCAUUCAACAUCUGAACUUGUCCAACAACCACCUAAAGACUGCAGGGGCAGAGUGCCUUUCAAAGAUGCUACUGGAAAACAUUUCCCUCAAAUCGAUCAAACUUUCAGGAAAUGAAUUCAUAGAGGACGACGCCAAAUAUUUUGCUGAUGCAUUGGCAAGCAACUACAGAGUGAAAGAGUUAGACCUGAGCCACAAUCAGUUUUGUGGGAGAGGUGGGGAGCAUCUGGGCCAGAUGUUAGCAAACAAUGAGGGCUUGGAGGUGUUGAAUCUGAGCUGGAAUCAUCUCAGAAUGAAAGGAGCUGUGGCCUUCUGUGCUGGGCUGAAGGUAAACGUGACCCUGAAGUACCUGGACCUGUCAUGGAAUGGCUUUGGGAAUGAAGGGGCCCUGGCUUUAGGUGAGGCGCUGAAAUACAACAACACUCUGGUGCACCUUGACUUGAACAACAACAGGAUCACUAACGAGGGGGUGGGCAUGCUGUGCAAGGGCCUGGAGGCCAACGACACCCUCAGGGUUCUGCUGCUGGCAUUCAACUCCCUUACAGUAGAGGGCGCACUUGCUCUUGUCAACGUGGUCAAGAACACACCGAAAACUGGCUUGGAGGAGAUCAACAUAUCAAACGUUCUGGUGAACGAGAACUUUGUGCAGCUGCUGGACCUGACCUGUCAGGAUCACCCCUCUCUGGAGGUGCAGUAUGGAGGAGUGGGAGGCUUCAUAGCCAAAAAACCACCCAAACGUCCAGACCCUAUGAAGGUCAUACAGGACUACCUGGACGAACGCAAACUUCGCCUCUGGGACUUUUUCAGGAACAUCGAUAAAGACGGAACAAUGCGUGUUCCAGUGGCAGACUUCCGGAAGGCUGUGCAGCAAUCCAGUAUUCCUCUGGAGCGCUUCCAGAUAGAGGAGCUGAUCCAGAGACUGGAUCGUGAAGGAACAGGCAUAGUGGACUACAGGGGUCUGGCCGACACCAGAAAGCAGAUGAUGAGGGAUCACCGGCGGCAGCUGAGGAAGGUGGAGUCGCGUCAGAAGAAGGAGAAGCAGAAGAGCGAGCGCAUCCUGAAGACCUUCCAGAGCGCUGUGGAGGCAGUGACGCCCCGCAGCUCCAUGGUCAUGUCCCCAGGAGGGACCAAGGACGACUCCAGCGGCCCCCAGCACUUCUCCGCCACCCCGCUCAGCUCCUGGCACCACAUCGUCAUGUCUAACAGCAGCCACUACUCCGUGGCCAACCUGAGCAGCGAGCACGUCCACCUCCCCGCACUAGGGGGCGCCACCCACCGGCGGCCAGCCGGAAGCUCCCCAGCCAUGCGCUCCUACUCCCAGCCUAACCUGCUGGAGGACUCCCCCCGCGUCCCCCACGCCAAGCCCACCUCGGCCCAGGGGAUGCACUCCACCUCCAAUCAGGACGUGGACCACACCAAGCUGAGUCCGACCACCAACCACCUGACCAGGUCCAGACCCGCUCUCAACGUUAAGCCGGCAGCUGGUAAAACCAAAACAAAGGGCAAGAAAGUGAAGAAGAAGAAAGGUGUUGAUAAAGCUACGCCUGAGAAGAGCCAAACUCAGUCCAGGAAGUGA
Hypomesus transpacificus is the source of this 2053-nucleotide messenger RNA. Its product is annotated as leucine-rich repeat-containing protein 74A. The coding region runs from base 107 to 2053 and encodes 648 amino acids. The transcript has 13 exons. The record is from RefSeq and is a predicted model, not a curated record. Gene Ontology annotation, molecular function: protein binding; calcium ion binding. Lineage: Eukaryota; Metazoa; Chordata; Actinopteri; Osmeriformes; Osmeridae.